GCUCGGGUGGCGCCUGCGCAGUAGCGCGUCGCGCUCCGUGCCGUUGCCUGCUAUGUGCGGGGAAUAACGGUGCGGCGGUUACUGGCGCCAGAGCGCGACGAGCAGCGUCAGCGCCGACCCAGCGAGUGGCGGGGAAGAUGACGUAGCUUUGCCAAGAACUUAGCAGCUAAGCAGAAAAUGAGCUUAACAUCCUGGUUUUUGGUGAGCAGCGGAGGCACUCGCCACAGGCUGCCACGGGAGAUGAUUUUUGUUGGAAGAGAUGACUGUGAGCUGAUGUUGCAGUCACGGAGUGUGGACAAGCAACAUGCUGUACUUAAUUAUGAUGCUUCUACAGAUGAACAUUUGGUGAAGGAUUUGGGCAGCCUAAAUGGGACAUUUGUGAAUGAUGUGAGGAUUCCGGAACAGACGUACAUUACCCUGAAGCUUGAAGAUAAACUGAGAUUUGGAUAUGAUACUAAUCUUUUUACUGUAGUCAGAGGAGAAAUGAGGGUUCCUGAAGAAGCACUUAAGCAUGAAAAAUUCACGAGUCAGCUCCAGUUAUCCCAGAAAUCCUCAGAGAUAGAAGGAUCAAAGUCAAUCAGCUCCAAAGGUACAGAGCCAAAGGUACCAGAUGCUAUGACUGAAAUGCAUCACAAAGCUACAGAAGCAUUGAAAUCUGAAGAAAAAUCUAUGGAUCUUUCUGCAAUGCCUCGUGGUACGCCUUUAUAUGGACAGCCGUCAUGGUGGGGUGAUGAUGAGGCUGAGGAAAAAAAUGGUUGCAAGCAAGAAGGCAAACGUGAAGAAAAAAUUCAUGAAACAGGAGCUUCAGGAUGCAGCACAGAUACCAAGCAAGUUGAGGAGCAUUCUGCAUCUGCAAAUGAAGAACUUUAUCCUUUCUGUAGGGAGCCAAGUUACUUUGAAAUCCCUACAAAGGAAUUCCAGCAAACUUCACAGAUAGAGGAGAAUGCUAUCCAUGAAAUUCCAACAAAAGACACACAAAGCUCCCAUGCAGCAGGUGCUGGGCAUGCUUCAUUUACCAUUGAAUUUGAUGAUAACACCCCCGGAAAAGUAACAAUCAAAGAUCAUGUGACAAAAUUCACUUCAGAUCAACGACAUAAGCCGAAGAAGUCGUCAUCUGGUGGUCAGGACCUGCCUGCGCUUCAAACAGUGAUGAUGGCUGCUGAGAGCAAAGUAGCUGACUGGCUAGCACAGAAUAACCCCCCUAGAAUGAUAUGGGAACCAACAGAAGAAGAUUCAAAAAGUAUUAAGAGUGAUGUUCCAGUUUACUUGAAGAGACUGAAAGGAAAUAAACAUGACGACGGGACACAAAGUGAUUCAGAAAAUGUUGGUGCCCACAGGCAUUACAGUAAACGGGCCACACUUGAAGAACAUUUAAGGCAUCAUCAUGCAGAACAGAAGUCGUCAUACCAGAAAGUUCACUCUGCAGAAAAGCACCAAGAACAAGCUACUGUAAGUCAGACUGCCUUUAUGAUUGAGUUUUUUGAUGAAGACCAUCCUCGAAAGAGAAGGUCUUAUUCCUUUUCUCAGAAUGUGGGAGGUGUCUGCCCCGAAACGACUUCUCCAACACCUCAUGCAAGAGCUGAGAGAGUGAAGCCACCGUCAGGAGACAAAACAGUUUCUUCACCUUUGCAGACUAGCUCUUCACACCACAGGACAGUACAUGGUGUUCAUGCAAAACUGUUAAAGCAGAAAUCUGAAGAGCCUUCUGCUGCAUUACCUAUCUUACAAACUGUAUUGUUAAGGAGCUCUGGAAGCCUUGGGCAUAGGCCAGGACAGAGCCAGGAGAUGGACAAAAAGUUAAAAAGCCAACCUGUGUCUGCUGCUACUGAAAAGGAUAAUGAUGACGACCAAAGUGACAAAGGAACAUACACUAUUGAGUUGGAAAAUCCCAAUUCGGAGGAAGUGGAAGCACGUAAAAUGAUUGACAAGGUAUUUGGAGUGGAUGACAGCCAGGAUUAUAAUAGGCCUGUUGUCAACGAGAACCAGAAAGAUUUAGUAAAAGAUUGGGCUAUAAAUUCUGCUACAGUAGUACUGGAAGAAAAAAGACCACUGAGUACAACUGGAUUUCUUGACACAGAGGAAAGCUGUACUGCAUCUGGAAAUAAACGAUGGGUAUCACAGUGGGCUAGUUUGGCUGCUAAUCAUACACGACAUGACCAGGAUGACUUGAGGUUGGAGCCAUCUGCAUCUGGUCCUUUAGAAAACGAUACAGACAUCAGUGAAUCUGGCAUUUCAGUUAAAAGCACUGGUUCAGCCACGUCUGUGACUAGCCAAGGUGAGCGGAAGAGGAGAACACUUCCACAGCUUCCAAAAGAGGAGAAAACUGCUGAAAGUCCAAGAGCAAAGGGUACAUCUCAGAGAUCAGAGAUAGGUGAAAAACAGGACACAGAACUUCAGGAGAAAGAAACUCCAACUCGUACAUCCCAAAAAGAAAUACCACAUGAUGCAGAUAGCAGAAGCAUGGCUAAGUCAAGCAGAGCAAUGAAUGGUCUCUCUCCAAAAGCUGGUGGAGACAACAAGGUAUUUUCUCACCCUACCAGUUGUCCUUCCAGUAAAGACAAGGGUGAAAUUGCCAGGGAAACUUCAGUGGUAAAACAAGCUUUAGCUAAAAUUCAACAGCAGGAACAAAAAGAGCAGGCACAUUGGACACCUGCUAAACUACUUUCCACAAAAGCUACUGCAAACCAGGUUGAGAAAGGUAGAGAGGAGGCUCCUACUCCCCAUAAAAGCUUGGAUAAUCAUGAAAAGGCCCCAGGACACGCUGUUGGUAAAGCAGAAGUGAAGGUGGCCCAAAGUGAAGGGAAAAGAAGAAAAACUGAGGAAAUCAUAAAAGGUCAAACUCCAAAAGGAUUUGGAGGAGAGAAGAAGGAAUCGUCAAAACCAUUAGUGAGACAAGGCAGCUUUACUAUAGAUAAGCCUAGCACAAAUAUCCCUAUAGAACUUAUCCCUCAUAUUAAUAAACAGACUGGAUCUGCUCCCCCUUCAGCAUCCACAAACCGAAUACGUGAGAGAAGUGAUUCUAUGGAUACUGAUUCUAGUCUGGAUACAACACUCAUUUUAAAAGACACAGAAGCAGUAAUGGCUUUUCUUGAAGCUAAGUUGCGUGAAGAAAACAAAACAGAUGAAGGUCCUGAUACUCCUAGCUAUAAUAGAGAUAAUUCUAUUUCACCAGAGUCUGAUGUAGACACAGCCAGUACAAUUAGUUUGGUUACUGGUGAUGCUGAAAGAAAACCCAGUCAAAAGCGAAAGAGCUUCACUACUCUCUAUAAAGAUAGAUGUUCCACUGGUUCUCCUUCCAAGGAUAUUUUAAAAUCUUCUGCAACAAAUGCUAGAGAAAAGGUAGAAAAGAAAACUAAAACCCGAUCUUCAGAUGCUGGUUCAAGAGCAGAUGCUCGUAAACUCGUGCAUUCCAGUGGAAGAAUAAGGCAACCAUCAGUAGAUUUAACAGAUGACGACCAGACAUCUAGCGUACCUCAUUCUGCCAUUUCUGAUAUCUUGUCAUCUGACCAGGAAACUUACUCUGGCAAAUCACAUGGAAGGGUUCCCUUUACCUCUGCAGAUGAACUCCUACAUUCCAAAAUGGAAGGGAAGUCGGUUAAAUCAAAGACUUCACCUGUUACAACUGGACAGUCUAGUAAGUCUACCACUCUUCCAAGGCCUCGUCCCACGAGGACUUCUCUCUUGCGCAGAGCACGGCUUGGUGAAGCCUCAGAUAGUGAACUUGCUGAUGCUGAUAAAGCUUCAGUGGCUUCUGAAGUAUCCACUACAAGUUCUACAUCAAAGCCUCCAUCAGGAAGGAGAAAUAUUUCCAGAAUAGAUUUACUUGCUCAACCACGCAGAACUCGACUUGGCUCUUUAUCAGCACGAAGUGAUUCUGAAGCAACAAUAACUAGAAGUACUGCUUCAUCUCGUACCCCAGAAGCCAUCAUUAGAAGUGGUGCAAGAUUAACACCACCAGCGGAUAGUAGUAAAAUUUCUGCUAGAACUAGAGCUAAUAGCAUUUCUCGACUUUCAGAUUCAAAAUCCAAGCCAUUGACCUCAGCCCAUAAUUCUCCAACAGUAAACUCAAGAUGGAGGCGCUUUCCUACAGAUUAUGCUUCCACCUCAGAAGAUGAAUUUGGAUCAAACCGUAAUUCCCCUAAACAUACCCGUCUACGUACUUCUCCAGCCCUGAAAACCACUCGACUGCAGAGCACUGGAACAGCAACGCAAAGUAGCAGUACAUUCAAGCGUAGGAUAAAGGAACAGGAAGACUACCUUAGAGAUUGGACUGCUCAUCGAGAAGAAAUAGCAAGGAUCAGCCAAGAUUUGGCUCUCAUCGCCCGGGAAAUCAACGAUGUAGCAGGAGAGAUAGAUUCAGUGACUUCAUCAGGCACUGCCCCCAGUACCACAGUAAGCACUGCCGCCACCACCCCUGGCUCUGCCAUAGACACUAGAGAAGAGGUAGGAGAUCUUCAUGGAGAAAUGCAUAAGUUGGUUGAUCGUGUAUUUGAUGAAAGUCUAAACUUCAGAAAAAUUCCUCCACUAGUGCAUGCCAAACCACCAGAAGGAAAUGGUCGGUCUAAUGAUUCUAGGCCUCAGCUAACAGAAGCACUUGAUCCCCCAACAAUUACACGGAGGAGAACUUGGAGCAGAGAUGAAGUUAUGGGAGACAGCUUGCUGUUAUCAUCAGUCUUCCAGUUUUCUCGGAAGAUAAGACAAUCCAUAGACAAAACAGCUGGCAAAAUCAGAAUAUUAUUUAAGGACAAAGACCGAAACUGGGAAGAAAUUGAAAACAAGUUACGAGCUGAAGGUGAAAUUCCUAUUGUGAAAACUUCAAGCAUGGAAAUUUCAUCAAUCUUACAGGAGCUUAAACGAGUUGAGAAACAACUGCAAGUGAUUAAUGCUAUGAUUGACCCUGAUGGUACCUUGGAUGCCCUGAGCAACUUGGGAUUCACUAGCCCUGUCAUACCAGCUGUACCCAAACAGAAGUCCAGUCCUGCUUCUCACCCUACCCGCCCUCAAAUACAACCAAACUGUCAACCAGAAGCUCGGGCUCUUAGACCUGCUGCUAAUUCCGUUUCAACUGAAUUUGACAAUGUUGAACCUGAGCCUGAUUUCAGCAUACAUUUUAAUAGGUUCAACCCAGAUGGGGAGGAGGAAGAUCCCACUGUACGUGAAUGAUGUUAUUCAUCAUUGACAUAUAUACCUUUAUUGUUGGAAUGUCUAAAAAUAAAAUCAUAACAUUGGUUUUAUAUUUAAAAAAAAAAAAAGGAAAAGAAAGGCUUGGUCAGAAUAGCAGUUGUUUUGUUAAAUCAUUUUUCUUUAACUGUGAUAUUUUGAUUGUCUCUCAAAUCCUUUUCUAACCAUACAGAUAAGUAUAGAUAUCAAUGUAGAAAAAGCAGAUUGUGGCAGGUUUGCCCUUUGUGGUUGUGUGCUUUGCAGACAGAGUUAUUAUGUCAGCAGUCUUUUCCAUCACAUAUGUUAUUUCUUUUUAAAAGCCAUGCUUUUAAAAGGGACCUGUGAGCAGGCUAACAUCCUAUGUUACUGAAACCCCAAGUCUCCUUUGGUAAGCUGCUCUAUAAAUGGACCUCUUCAACUAAAGUUUGUACAGAAUUAUUGAACAGUUGCAUUUGAUUCUGACUGAGAUGAUUUAUAUAGGAUACAUUAACUUUGAGUAAAAUGAUACAUUGCUAUAUAAGGUAAGACAGAUUUCGCAAAACAUUCAUUCUUGUGUACUGAAAUUUUCAAACAGUCCUGUGAUUUAUAUAAACCUUGUUGCUGCGUACGUUGUCUUGGGGUUUACAACAUUCAGCUAUUAUGUUUGCACUAAGAAUUUGCUGGGAGUAGUAGGUGAACAUAUCGAUAGGAGCAAACAGUAUUUUCAUGUACAUAAAAAAUAAAAAAAAAAAAUGAUAAUACCAUACCUGUUUUAACACAGCAAUGUUUUAAUCCACUUUCUGAAAGGAUUAUUUGGCACUUUCUGAUCUUGUUCAAAAUGUCUUUUUGAUGUUAAUGAAAGUAAAAUAAUAAUAAUAACCUUAUUUCUGUCCAAAUGUUUGUUGAAAAUAGGAAACAUAUAGCUAUGUGAGACGUUUAAAAGGCAAAUGAGUUCUUAUAUUUGGUCACCGAUUCAAAUGCAACGUAAGUUUACAAAAAAGACGGUUGUGUCUUGGAAUGAUCAUGAGAUGUAAAAUUUUCUUCAGGAGACUUGGAGAUAGAGUAAUCAUAACUUGGUUAAUCAGUAGGCUCACACCCAAGCAAAUAAAUUGCUUCUGUAUAUUUUCUUGUAGACUCUAGUAAAUCUCUCUCUCUCUCUCUCUCACACACAUUUACAAGGACUCUGGAAGAAGACUGCUAAUGUAGACUUUUUGCUUGUAACACUGAAAAGCAAGUCUAUUUAAAAUAUCUUGUAUAAACCUAUUUUCCUUAGAAGUUUUCCCAGUAAUUUAACAUUUGGAAAUAAUAAACUAAAAGUAAAUAACCCUCUUUUUCCAGAACACUGUAAUAUUGAAGGAAUCUUAUUUCUGUUAAAUGUAACUAAUAGACUGGAAUUUUCCUACGUUUGCAUUGGUCUCUCUGUAUUAAGGUUACAAAUACAGUUUUGCAGCUUUUAUGAAAUGGUCUUUAAUAUUUCAGCAAUAAUCCUAUGUGACAUUUAUUUAAAAAUCUUUUCUGUACACUUUUAAAUAGUACAGGCUUUCAGAAGUCAUUACAAGAUGGACCAAUUAAUAAAAAUGCAAAAACUUUUUUGUAGAGAUGUAAAGAACCCAGUAAUAUGUUGUAUAAUGGUUUCAUAUAUUCACUUUAAAACGUAAAAGAAAAUAGAAUAACCUUGUACUACUCGGUAUGCUCCACUCUGCCUAACAGUGGAGGCCUGAACUACACUAGUUUACACAGAAGCUAUAUGAAAGGGUCGAAAUGGUGCAGGGCAAAAAUAACCAUUGAAAAUGGGGUCAGGUGUUGAAAACUAAGGGCACCAAACCAUCACUAUAAUUCCUUCCUUUGUUUAAUGCUUGGGAACAGAAUUUUUCCACAGGUGCAAGUGAAAAACA
Molecule: messenger RNA, 7034 nt
Organism: Gavialis gangeticus (Gharial)
Lineage: Eukaryota; Metazoa; Chordata; Crocodylia; Gavialidae
Gene: CEP170
Product: centrosomal protein 170
Exons: 19
Coding region: 178-5163 (1661 amino acids)
Cellular component (GO): centriole
Molecular function (GO): protein binding
Source: RefSeq, a predicted model, not a curated record